AUGGAAAACGUUGAUCGGAUCACAUUGCUAAACGAUAUCGAUGUUCUUACCACAAACUACACUAUCAAGGUUAAAAUUAUUAGUUUGUGGAGGAAGAAAAUGAGGGAUAAUGAAAGGGAGACAUAUCGAAUAGAUAUGAUACUGAUGGAUGAAAAGGGUAGCAAAAUUCAAGCUUCUUGCAUGCAUAAGCUAUUUUCAAAGUUUGAGAGGCAUCUUAAUGUUGAUGCAUGCCUUAUCAUUAAACGGCCAUCUCUUGCUGCGAACACAGCAUCUUUCAAGAUUGUUCCUAACAACCAGAAGCUAACUUUUUAUUAUCAUACCUUUGUGGAAAAGUGCAAUGUAUGGGACGGUCCGCAAUACGUUUUCAAUUUUGUUGAGUUUAAUGAUGUUCUUUCAAAGAAAAUAAAAGAGGGUACGACAGUAGAUUUCAUUGGGUAUGUUGGUGUUUGUUAUAACAUUGAGGAUACUAACAAAAAGGAUGGUAGCAAAGGGAAACGUCUUAAUCUUAAGCUUCAAGAUCUUGAAGAUGUUCAGAUCGAUUUAACUCUUUGGGACGAUUACGCUAAGGACAUGUAUUCUUACAUGGUUAGCGAAAAGCGUGAAGCACAUGUUGUCGUUGUUGUCCAUUUCGGUGCAGUUAAAUCAUACAAAGGCAAAUGGGGAUUUUCCAAUAACUUUGAUGGUUCAAGACUUUUCAUUAACGACAACUUUGAUGACAUGCUAUUGUUCAAGCAAAAGUUUCUUGCUAAACUUUCUGCUUCAACUGAGUCAAGUAGCCAUGCUGGGUCAUAUAUGAUGUGUUCUGUCGAAGAUGAAUUUUUAAAGAAUGAUGUUUUUUCACCACUUGCUUAUCUUCCAUCAAUCUUAGAGCCAAAGAAAGUUGUUGUUGUUGGAACUAUUGUAGCAAUCGUUUCUGAUAAGAUGUGGUAUUAUGAUGGGUGUAACUAUUGCAAGUCAAAAGUUGAGAAAAAGUUUGAAACCUAUGAUAAAGAUGAUGGAACAAGUGAUGUUAGAGAUGCGCAGUUGUAUCAAUGUUCUAACAAGGAUUGUAAUGGAAAAGAGGUUUUCCCGCUGUCCAGGUUUAAAAUACCGGUUCGCGUUCAAGAUUCAACCGGAAUUGUGACGCUUACAUUAUUUGACCAUGAGGCCAUGAAAGUUGGUAUAUACCUGAGAGACCCCGUGUUCUCACAUGGUCAGCUUUAUGUUGCGUUGUCGAGGGUAAAGACUAAGGAUGGCGUUAAGGUUUUAAUAUUCGACAAAGAUGGGAGGCCAACAAAUAAAACUGCAAACGUUGUUUACAAAGAAAUAUUUGGGAAAUUGUAG
This is a messenger RNA of Helianthus annuus (common sunflower), 1323 nucleotides long. RefSeq lists its product as uncharacterized. NCBI's taxonomy places the organism in Eukaryota, Viridiplantae, Streptophyta, Magnoliopsida, Asterales, Asteraceae. Bases 1 to 1323 code for a protein of 440 amino acids. The transcript has 9 exons. The record is from RefSeq and is a predicted model, not a curated record.